AUGAUAUCAAUGAAAGGCUCAGGAAGCACAGCUGUGACUCUAACAUGGGCAGUGACCCUACUCUUAAACCACCCAAAAGUCCUAAAGGCUGCCCAAGAAGAGCUAGACACCCAUGUGGGAAAGGACAAAUGGGUGCAAGAAUCCGACAUUAAGAACCUCAACUACCUCCGAGCCAUUGUUAAGGAAACCCUUCGCCUCUACCCACCAGGCCCCCUCACAGGAAUACGGGAGGCCAUGGAAGACUGCAAUAUUGGUGACUGCUUUGUUCCAAAGGGCACUCGUGUGGUCAUCAACAUAUGGAAGCUGCAGCGCGACCCGCGGGUGUGGGAGAACCCGUCGGAGUUUCAGCCGGAGCGGUUUUUGACAACUCAUGCAGAGGUUGACGUUAGGGGUCAGAAUUUUGAGUUUAUUCCGUUUAGUUUUGGAAGAAGGUCAUGCCCUGGAAUUGGAUACGGCUUUCAAGUGCUUCACUUGGCAUUGGCUCGAGUGCUUCAAGGAUUUGAUAUUGCAACCGUGGGAGGCAUGAAGGUUGACGUGCGUGAAGGAUUGGGAAUUGCUUUGCCAAAGGUGGAGCCACUACAACUUGUGCUCAAGCCUCGCCUUCCUAAGGAUCUCUAUUAA
Molecule: messenger RNA, 621 nt
Organism: Corylus avellana
Lineage: Eukaryota; Viridiplantae; Streptophyta; Magnoliopsida; Fagales; Betulaceae
Source: RefSeq, a predicted model, not a curated record